Messenger RNA from Phytophthora infestans T30-4, 1326 nucleotides. RefSeq lists its product as uncharacterized. The record is from RefSeq and is a predicted model, not a curated record. The coding region runs from base 1 to 1326 and encodes 441 amino acids. NCBI's taxonomy places the organism in Eukaryota, Oomycota, Peronosporomycetes, Peronosporales, Peronosporaceae. The transcript has 5 exons.
AUGUUGCCCUGGACUCGUCAAUUGUCACCAUGGCCGUGUUCCGUACCGAGUGCAAUUUCGCAGCCCAUCAGACUCGCUCUCGAGACUCUCGUGUUAGUGCUGCGCAACUCGUUGCUCUGUAUCGCCGUGGGUUGGCUGUUCGGCUACUGUUUUACUGUGGGGAACUUGCUCUCUGGAUCACCGCCAGCCCAGCAGUCGUACGCAGACUUUAGUGCUGCGAACAUUGCGUGGUUCUAUGGCAUCUUUUCUCUGUGCAUGGUGGUCUUGAUGGCUACGAAGCUGAAUAUCUUCCAGUGUACUAUGAAGUUACUGCGGCACAUAAUGCCGCAUCUCGUGCUGUCGUCGACUAUAGUCGUCGGGAGAGAUUUUGUCAUGUAUUCGAAGGUAUCCGAGUCGUGGCAUCAGCUCAAACUGUGCGUGUAUAUUGCGGCCUUCUGGGGCUUUUACAUCAUGGCGAUCGCUGACGUGUUCGUGCGGUAUAUUUACCGAACGGAGACUCCCAGACACCGACACUUCUGGAUGCCGUCGCUUCGUCGAUUCUCGAAAGUGUACGCCCGCAACCUACCAGUCAUGUUUUUCGCAAUGAUCUCUAUCGUAUAUGUCCACGUCAUGAGUCAGUUCGUUGCGCUACAAGGCCAGUGGGAGCUGCUAGGCUUUGCUAGCACCAGUAUCGCACUUAAAUUGGCACUACAAGAGCUUGCCAAAGCUUUGAUGAUUGCAGCACGCAAGCCAGUGUCCAGGAGAGUGAUGGUAACACUGGUGGCGACGCCAACGAUCCUUGUGGACACCCAAGUGCGCAUGCUGCUGCUUCGACAGUCUAGUACCAAUGUUUCCGUUGUUGGGUCUGUACUGCUCGCUGGAUUCGAAAUCGUUGUUCGUGCAGUCAAGUCAUUUAUUGUCCAGCGGCGGACUCGAGGACUUCCAAUCCCUCAGGACAUCUCUCGACGGUGGUCCAGCUUUUGUAAAGCUCGUAGAGAAGCUGAAGAGCGCCGGCUGAAGCGUCGAGUACUGCAUGCGGCCGAAAUCUACUCGGACAUGUACGCAGAGUACAUUGCUAUCGGUUGCUCUUACGCGAUUCUCUUUUUCUACCGAGAUCACCCGCAGUUUCAAUUCACUACGAGUACUCAACAGAAUCGCCAACUUGCACAGUUGGGCGCACUUCAGAUGGGGACAGAAGUAAUUGUGGAUCUCCUCGCAUGCGUGCUUGAAGCUGCUGAGGGCGUCGAAUUCAAGAGUUUUGACCAAAACGAUUCAUUCCUGGUGUAUUUCAUGGCGGUGCUGGCCUUCUCGAAUGUUGCCAUUUCUGCAGGGCUUUACAUGCGGUAG